Messenger RNA from Nerophis lumbriciformis (worm pipefish), 2634 nucleotides. Lineage: Eukaryota; Metazoa; Chordata; Actinopteri; Syngnathiformes; Syngnathidae. The record is from RefSeq and is a predicted model, not a curated record.
AUGGCAAGUGACGUCACCAAGUCUGGCAGUUCCAAUGGUUACCCUAUGAAGGCACAGCUACAAAUUACUGUGCUAUCAGCAAAACUGAAAGAAAACAAGAAGAACUGGUUUGGUCCUGGUCUUUAUGUAGAAGUUAAUGUUGAUGGCCAGUCCAAGAAAACGGAGAAAUGCAGCAACACCCACAGCCCCAAAUGGAAGCAGCCUCUUACGGUGAUCGUGACUCCCUUCAGCAAACUGGUGUUUCGAGUGUGGAGCCACCAAACCCUUAAGUCGGACAUCCUGCUUGGCAUGACUAAAUUGGACAUCAGCGCCACGCUUAAGUCCAACAACAUGAAGCUCACUGACGUGGUCCAGACCAUCCAGCUGUGUACAGACCGAGACCAGACGGAUUUUGUGGGAGACCUUUCAAUCUGCUUGGAUGGAAUGACAGUCGACCCCGAAAUGUUCGCCAAGGCUGAAGUUGACCGUCAGAAUCUAUCAAAUGGAGACUCUCGUCCCAAUGGAGAACAUACCCCAAGACACAGCCGAGAUAGUUCCCCUGCUUUGGACAACACAGAACACCGCUCGUCUCCCCGGGGCCGAAGGUCUGGUUCUCCCCUGGUGUCUGCAGGGAGCGUGCGGCCGUUGCGGCCACCCAGACCUUCCAGACCUCCUCCUCCAACACCGCGCAGACUCACCUCUUCACCAGCAUCUUCCACCAAUAGCUCUACAUCAGCUGAAAACGGUAAUGGUCAGUCGGGUUCAGAUGUUCGGACAACAGCCCCAGACUCCAGUCCUUCAGCGGGUUCGGACAGGAACACUACAUCUGUAUCGUCGAGCUUUGGACCUCCAGCAACCAGACAGCCAAUGAGCAGCAUCAGCCCUGCAAUUUCAUCCAGGGUCCCUGCAAUCAACUCUGGACCCUUGCCUCCGGGGUGGGAGCAGAGGGUCGAUCAGAACGGCAGGUUGUAUUUUGUCGACCACGUAGAAAAGAGAACGACAUGGGAGCGCCCGGAACCCUUACCUCCAGGCUGGGAACGUCGCGCCGACCAGAUGGGCCGCGUUUACUUUGUCGACCAUAUUACGCGGACUACCACGUGGCAGCGUCCCACAAUGGAGACUGUUCGGAACUAUGAGCAGUGGCAGCACCAGCGCAGCCAGUUGCAGGGUGCCAUGCAACAGUUCAACCAGAGGUUCAUAAUUGGGGGACAGGACCAGGCAGCAGCAGCACAAAACAAGGAGUAUGAUCCUCUUGGACCUCUGCCAAAUGGUUGGGAGAAGAGAACAGACAGCAAUGGAAGAGUGUAUUUUGUGCAUCAUCCUACACGCUCAACACAGUGGGAAGACCCACGGUCUCAAGGGUUGUUGAAUGAGAAGCCACUUCCGGAGGGAUGGGAGAUGAGAUUUACUGUAGAUGGCACUCCCUAUUUCGUAGACCACAACAGAAGAACUACUACCUACAUUGACCCUCGCACUGGAAAAUCCUCACUUGAAAAUGGACCUCAGAUCACCUAUGUCAGAGACUUCAAAGCCAAAAUACAAUACUUCAGAUUCUGGUGCCAGCAACUGUCAAUGCCUCAACACAUCAAGAUCAACGUGUCAAGAAAAACUCUUUUUGAAGACUCCUUCCAGCAGAUAAUGAGCUUCAACGCUCAAGAUUUGCGAAGAAGGCUGUGGAUUAUUUUCCCUGGAGAAGAAGGCCUCGACUACGGAGGUGUUGCCAGGGAAUGGUUUUUCCUGUUGUCCCAUGAAGUGUUGAACCCCAUGUACUGCCUGUUCGAAUAUGCCGGAAAAGAAAACUACUGUCUCCAGAUAAACCCCGCUUCCUACAUCAAUCCUGACCACCUUAAAUAUUUCAAGUUCAUUGGCCGCUUCAUUGCCAUGGCACUUUUCCACAGCAAGUUCAUAGACACUGGUUUCUCAUUGCCAUUUUACAAGCGCAUCCUGAACAAACCUUUGGCCCUCAAAGAUCUAGAGUCAGUUGACCCAGAGUUCUACAACUCCCUCAUUUGGAUCAAGGACAACAACAUUGAGGAGUGCGGCCUGGAAAUGUUCUUCUGUGUUGACAAAGAAAUUUUGGGAGAAAUCAGCACACACGACCUGAAACCUGGUGGAGGAGACAUCCAAGUUACGGAGGAGAACAAAGAGGAGUACAUCAGGUUGGUAGCAGAGUGGAGAUUGUCUAGAGGAGUGGAAGAGCAGACCCAGGCGUUUUUUGAAGGCUUCAAUGAGGUUCUCCCACAACAGUACCUGCAGUAUUUUGAUGCCAAAGAGCUAGAGGUGAUGCUGUGUGGCAUGCAGGAGAUUGACCUUGCAGACUGGCAAAGAAAUACUAUCUACAGACACUAUCCUCGUGGCAGCAAGCAAAUCCUGUGGUUCUGGCAGUUCGUAAAAGACAUGGACAAUGAGAAGAGAAUGAGGCUGCUACAGUUUGUCACUGGUACCUGUCGACUGCCUGUCGGAGGCUUUGCUGAUCUCAUGGGAAGCAACGGUCCCCAGAAGUUCUGUAUUGAGAAGGUGGGAAAGGAAAACUGGCUUCCCCGAAGUCACACAUGUUUCAAUAGAUUGGACUUGCCACCUUACAAGAGCUACGAGCAGCUGAAGGAGAAGCUAAUGUUUGCCAUCGAAGAGACUGAAGGCUUUGGACAGGAGUGA